Molecule: messenger RNA, 594 nt
Organism: Penicillium pulvis
Lineage: Eukaryota; Fungi; Ascomycota; Eurotiomycetes; Eurotiales; Aspergillaceae
Product: low-affinity Cu transporter
Exons: 4
Coding region: 1-594 (197 amino acids)
Biological process (GO): copper ion transmembrane transport
Cellular component (GO): membrane
Molecular function (GO): copper ion transmembrane transporter activity
Source: RefSeq, a predicted model, not a curated record
AUGGAUCACUCGAUGCAUAUGGAUCAUGGUAUGCCAGGUAUGGAUCACGGCCAUGGCGAUAUGGAUAUGGGUGGCCAGUGCAACAUGAACAUGGUCUUCACAUGGUCUUCCGAGAACCUUUGCAUCAUCUUCCGCUGGUGGCGCAUCACAGGCCCGAUCUCCUUCCUUCUUUCGCUCGUCCUUAUCGUCCUCCUCACAGCGGGUUACGAAGGGGUACGCCAAAUUACUCGCAAAUAUGAGAUUGCACAUGCACGACGCUUAAAUGCCUUUACGGCAGUGUCGUCCACAGGAGAUGGUGGUAUCACCAACCCAUCCCUCGCCAACGUCGUCUCCGAGAAUGCGGGUCUUCCUAUCAAUAACGACGAACGCUCACCACUGCUUGUAGGAAGGGAUAAUAGGGCUGCCGUCGUGCGCCAGGGGAAGUUAACUAUGGCUGCGUUGUAUGCCAUUCAGGUUUUCUAUAGCUUCUUCAUCAUGCUUCUUUUCAUGACAUACAAUGGCGCAGUUAUGAUUGCUGUUGCUGUCGGUGCCUUUGUAGGAUAUCUCGCUUUCGCUGAAGGUACCCCUGCUGCCAAGUCGGUUGCUUGUCACUAA